AUGGAACUUGAGCAAGAACAAACUCCAAACAUGUCUAACAAGAAAAAGGAGCUUCUUUCUACUGUGAUGAAGCGCACCAGUGAAUGGAUAUUUUCCCAGGAAAUUCCCAGCGAUUUUCCAUUAGUCUCAAAAUGUGGAUACAUCAGAAAACUAGUCUCCCAAUCGUCCGACGCCGAACUCGCCGUGAUCGAGCUCCGGGACGUGCCCGGUGGGCCCGACUCGUUCGAGCUGGCCGCCAAAUUCUGCUACGGCAUAAACUUCGAGAUAACCACCGAGAACAUAGCAGGGCUGAGGUGCGCGGCCGAGUACCUAGAGAUGACUGAGGACUACUCGGUCGGGAACUUGGUCUCACGGGCCGAGUCUUACAUAAACGAGGUGGCCCUCAAGAGCCUGGCUGGGGCAGUCUCGAUUCUCCACUCGUCCGAGAACCUGUUCCCGGUAGCCGAGAAGGUGAAGCUCGUCGGCCGGUGCAUCGACGCCAUCGUGUUCGUGGCCUGCAAGGACAGCGAGUUCUCCGGGCCAGCGAGGUCUGGACAGAACGAAUUGAAGCCCGUCGUCGAUUGGUGGGCCGAGGACCUGACCGUGUUGAGGGUCGACAUUUUCCAGAGGGUUCUGAUCGCGAUGGUAGCGAAGGGGUUCAAGCAGUACGCCCUCGGCCCGAUUCUCAUGCUGUACGCGCAAAAGUCUCUUAGGGGUUUGGACAUAUUCGGAAAGGGUCGGAAAAAAAUCGAGCCGAGACAAGAGCACGAGAAACGGGUCGUUCUAGAGACGAUCGUCAGCCUUCUUCCGAGAGAGCGGAACACAAUGUCGGUCAGCUUCCUCUCGAUGCUUCUAAGAGCGUCAAUAUACCUAGAAACAACGGUCGCGUGCAGGCUUGACCUCGAAAAACGGAUGUCUACUCAGUUCAGUCAAGCAGUCUUAGACGACCUUUUGAUCCCUUCUUAUUCCUUUACUGGGGACACAUUGUUCGAUGUCGACACCGUGCAGCGCAUCAUGGUGAACUUUACAGAAUCGGAUUUGGAGGUGAACAGAGUGGACUCGAAUGGUGACGAAGAGUAUGUUUCACAAUCGGCUAGUGAUAAGGAGAAGGUGACGAAGCUGAUGGAGAAUUACCUUGCCGAGAUAGCUUCGGAUAGGAGUUUAUCGGUGUCCAAGUUUAUUGGUCUUGCUGAGGUCAUACCUGAGCAGUCGAGGAUGACGGAGGACGGGAUGUAUAGGGCCAUCGACAUUUACUUGAAGGCUCAUCCAGCUCUCAGCGACAUGGAGCGCAAGAAAGUGUGCAGCGUUAUGGACUGCCAGAAGCUCUCGCGCGAGGCCUGUGCCCACGCGGCCCAAAACGACCGCCUUCCCGUCCAGACCGUCGUGCAGGUCCUCUACUACGAGCAGCAGCGCCUCCGGGAAGCCGUGGACGGGUCCGAGCCGUUCGCCCCUCCCGGGGCCCACCUGAGUCCAUACUCGGUUGAUGUCCAUCCAGUGGACGACGAGGUCUCGGCCCUGAGGAGGGAGAACCAAGACCUCAAGCUCGAGCUCGUCAAACUGAAGAUGAGGCUGAGGGAGAUGGAGAGGCCUGGAGGCACGGAUGGGAGGUCGCCGGCCGUGGGAAGCCCGGGUGUGGGGUCUGCGGACAAGCCGCCCUUGCCUCGGAAGUCGUUCAUAAGCUCGGUCUCCAAGAAGCUGGGGAGGUUGAUGAGGGCAGACGGGUUGACGCCUCAGGGGACUAAGGGGAGGACCAAGCCCAGCAAAGAUAGGAGGCAUUCCAUAUCGUGA
Messenger RNA from Striga hermonthica, 1767 nucleotides. NCBI's taxonomy places the organism in Eukaryota, Viridiplantae, Streptophyta, Magnoliopsida, Lamiales, Orobanchaceae. The record is from the annotation of a GenBank genome assembly.